Dermochelys coriacea (leatherback sea turtle) is the source of this 4167-nucleotide messenger RNA. It is a transcript of the gene GRM7, whose product is annotated as glutamate metabotropic receptor 7. Bases 189 to 2996 code for a protein of 935 amino acids. Gene Ontology annotation, cellular component: membrane. The transcript has 10 exons. Gene Ontology annotation, molecular function: group III metabotropic glutamate receptor activity. NCBI's taxonomy places the organism in Eukaryota, Metazoa, Chordata, Testudines, Dermochelyidae. The record is from RefSeq and is a predicted model, not a curated record. Gene Ontology annotation, biological process: regulation of synaptic transmission, glutamatergic; G protein-coupled glutamate receptor signaling pathway.
GAGGUGGGGAGAGUGGGAGGAGGAGAGCAGCCGAGCGACCAUUUAAAGCGAUAGCAAACCCUUACCUUUCCCCAGUGCUGUGCCGCUGGAGAUCGCGGCAGAGAGGGCGGACGGCAGGAGACGGACCUUCCCACCCCAUCCCCUCCCCACCCCACACACCCGCAGGGAACCUUCCCCCUCCUUUGCCCAUGAAGGCGCAGGGGUGCCCCGCUGGCCGCGCCAGGGCGUCUGGCCAUCGCCCGAGCAGCGGCAGCACCAUGAUCCGGCUGGGGAGACUCUUCCAUCUCCUGACUUUGAUCAAGUUGCCCUGCUGCCUGCUGGAGUUUCUCCUCUCUGCGGUGGCUCACGGGCAGGAGAUGUACGCCCCCCACUCCAUCCGGAUAGAGGGAGACAUCACCCUGGGGGGGCUCUUCCCCGUCCACGCCAAGGGACCCACCGGAGUGCCUUGCGGGGACAUCAAGAAAGAGAACGGCAUCCACCGGCUCGAGGCGAUGCUGUACGCGCUGGACCAGAUCAACAGCGACCCGGACCUGCUGCCCAACGUGACGCUCGGGGCUCGGAUCUUGGACACUUGUUCCAGGGACACCUAUGCCUUGGAGCAGUCGCUCACUUUUGUCCAGGCGCUGAUCCAGAAGGACACCUCCGAUGUGAGGUGCACCAAUGGGGAACCGCCGGUCUUUGUCAAGCCAGAGAAAGUGGUUGGAGUGAUUGGGGCAUCUGGAAGUUCAGUGUCCAUUAUGGUAGCGAACAUCUUAAGGCUUUUCCAGAUUCCCCAGAUCAGUUAUGCCUCAACUGCACCAGAGUUAAGUGAUGACAGGCGCUACGAUUUCUUCUCACGAGUGGUCCCUCCAGAUUCCUUCCAAGCACAGGCAAUGGUUGACAUUGUAAAAGCUUUGGGGUGGAAUUAUGUGUCAACGUUGGCAUCUGAAGGAAAUUAUGGAGAAAAAGGCGUGGAGUCCUUCAUGCAGAUUUCCAGAGAGGCAGGUGGGCUCUGCAUUGCCCAGUCACUGAAAAUUCCCCAGGAUCGCAAAGAGAAGACCAUUGACUUCGAUAAAAUUAUCAAGCAGCUCCUAGACACUCCCAAUGCCAGGGCCAUUGUUAUUUUUGCCAACGAUGAGGAUAUAAAGCAGAUCCUUGCAGCUGCAAAACGGGCUGAUCAUGUCGGUCAUUUUCUGUGGGUGGGAUCAGACACUUGGGGCUCCAAAAUAAAUCCACUAAUUCAGCAAGAAGACAUUGCUGAGGGAGCAAUCACCAUUCUGCCUAAGAGAGCAACCAUAGAAGGGUUUGAUACCUACUUUACCUCGCGCACCCUGGAGAACAACCGAAGAAAUGUGUGGUUUGCAGAGUAUUGGGAGGAGAACUUCAAUUGCAAGUUAACGAUUAGCGGAUCAAAAAAGGAAGACACAGACCGUAAAUGCACAGGGCAGGAGAGAAUUGGAAAAGAUUCCCAUUAUGAACAAGAGGGGAAAGUUCAGUUUGUGAUUGAUGCUGUGUAUGCCAUGGCUCAUGCCCUCCAUCAUAUGAACAAGGAUCUUUGUGCUGAUUAUGCUGGAAUCUGUCCGGAGAUGGAACAAGCAGGAGGCAAGAAAUUGCUGAAGUAUAUACGCAAUGUUAACUUUAACGGCAGUGCUGGCACUCCAGUGAUGUUUAAUAAAAACGGUGAUGCACCAGGGCGCUAUGACAUCUUUCAGUAUCACACAACAAACACCACCACUCCAGGCUACCACCUGAUUGGCCAGUGGACAGAUGACCUGCAGCUCAGCAUUGAAGACAUGCAAUGGGGUAAAGGAAUACGUGAGAUCCCAUCCUCUGUCUGCAGUCUGCCUUGUAAACCAGGUGAAAGGAAGAAGAUGGUUAAAGGGAUGCCAUGCUGUUGGCACUGUGAGCUCUGUGAUGGGUACCAAUACCAAGCUGAUGAGUUGACAUGUUUGCUCUGCUCAUAUAAUGAGCGACCUAAUGAGAACCGCACUGGAUGCCGCCCUAUACCCAUUGUGAAAUUGGAAUGGCACUCUCCAUGGGCCGUCAUACCAGUCUUCUUGGCUAUGCUUGGAAUUAUUGCCACCAUUUUUGUAAUGGCGACCUUCAUUAGAUAUAAUGACACUCCCAUUGUCCGGGCUUCUGGAAGGGAACUCAGCUAUGUCCUGUUGACUGGAAUAUUUCUUUGUUAUAUAAUUACUUUCCUGAUGAUUGCCAAACCAGAUGUUGCAGUGUGCUCCUUCCGACGUAUCUUCUUGGGCUUGGGGAUGUGCAUCAGUUAUGCAGCCCUUUUAACUAAAACAAACCGCAUCUACCGCAUAUUUGAACAGGGCAAAAAGUCAGUGACAGCACCUCGGCUUAUAAGCCCGACAUCACAGCUGGCGAUUACUUCAAGUUUAAUAUCAGUUCAGCUUCUAGGGGUUUUCAUUUGGUUUGCAGUUGACCCACCCAACAUUAUCAUAGAUUAUGAUGAGCAGAAAACUAUGGACCCUGACCAAGCCAGAGGAGUUCUCAAAUGUGACAUUACGGAUCUACAAAUCAUUUGCUCCUUGGGUUAUAGCAUUCUCCUAAUGGUUACAUGUACUGUGUAUGCCAUCAAGACUCGGGGUGUCCCAGAGAAUUUUAAUGAAGCUAAACCCAUUGGAUUCACUAUGUAUACUACCUGUAUAGUAUGGCUUGCCUUCAUUCCAAUAUUUUUUGGUACUGCACAGUCAGCUGAAAAGCUCUACAUACAAACUACCACACUUACAAUAUCCAUGAACUUAAGUGCUUCAGUGGCCCUGGGGAUGCUUUACAUGCCGAAAGUGUACAUCAUCAUCUUCCAUCCUGAACUAAAUGUCCAGAAACGGAAACGCAGCUUCAAGGCCGUAGUGACGGCAGCGACCAUGUCAUCACGGCUUUCGCACAAAGCAAGCGACAGACCCAAUGGGGAAGCAAAAACAGAACUUUGUGAAAAUGUAGACCCAAACAGCCCUGCUGCGAAAAAGAAGUAUGUCAGUUAUAAUAGCCUGGUUAUCUAGUCCGUUUCUUCAGACAGAGUUGAGGAAGGAUGAAGAUUUUCAUCCAUUCAGUCACCCAAACUGCCAUAGGCCUCUUUCUGACCUGCAGUGUUUCCACCGCUGGAGAAGUUUAAAGGCCAGGCAGUUAAUAUGGGGACCAAUGUAAGAGGACCAAGCAUUCUGAACAGCUGCUAUAUGAAAUAUCCUUAAUUAUUCUUGGCUUAAUAAGUCACUGGCACUGUCCUUGGGCUGUGACCUUGGACCUUCUCUAUGUAUGGGAAGUAUGAAAACUGAGUACCCAGCUCCAGCCAUGAAUACCCAGCUCUUUAUGGGUGAACUGCAUUUAGUGACAAUGACUUUACAGGGGCUAAUUCUGUCUUUAUAUGUACUUCCAGACUGCAAGUUUUUGAAAUUUCUGUACAGUUUGUGAGGAAUUUUGCAUAUUUCCAUCCAUGUUGUUUCAAAAAUUCACUGUUUGUUUUGAAUGCACAGUUGCAUUGAAGACCUAUUCUCUCAGAUGUUAGCACAUUUAAAAACAAAUCUCUGAGGAUUUAAAAGAACUAUGUACAUGAUUUGUAUAAUGAUUAUUGUGUCACUGCAAUCCAUAUGUUUGUUUUUGUUUUUGUUUUAAUUCAACAACAACAACAACAACAACAAGUUAUUUAAAGACCAAAAACUGUGCUGGCGAAGUGAGCCCCUGCCUUUCAUAAGUAUGAUGGGCUACAGAGGAAGCAAAAAGGAUAUUGCUUGGUUUUAAUAGAGGUCUUGAUGUGUGGAAUGCAUGCCAGUAAUGUAUUUUACAGUACAUGUUAAUAAUUUGUUUGAUAUUUGUAUUUGUGUUCUAUUUUGUUAUUUUAGUUACGAUAUAUGACUAUUUUGCAAUAAUUUCAAUUAUUCUUACAAUAUUUGGAAGAAGGAAUAUGGCUUCUACAUGUCUUAAGGUUUUUCUUGUUGAUGCCCACCAUGAUUGACCAGUGUGAUGAGGACUUCAAAAAUAAAAAAAAAAAGCAUGUAUGUUUUAUACUGUUUGUAAUAAGUAAUUUCGUUAAUCUUGCUGCUUAUGUGCCAAUUAGUGAAAACAAUCUUUCCUGCAAACUCCUCCCCCUUUUCCUCUCUCUUGAUUCUGUGAUAUUGUCGAAGAAUGUAUCAAUAAAAGGUUUUGGUUAACUUUUUUUUAUUUAUGGCAAUAAAU